Molecule: messenger RNA, 997 nt
Organism: Branchiostoma belcheri (Belcher's lancelet)
Lineage: Eukaryota; Metazoa; Chordata; Leptocardii; Amphioxiformes; Branchiostomatidae
Exons: 4
Coding region: 145-477 (110 amino acids)
Molecular function (GO): sequence-specific DNA binding
Source: RefSeq, a predicted model, not a curated record
GUACACAUAUCCUGAUGAACACACACGUAGUAAGGCCGGGCUGCCACGCUGCCGAACAACAGAACAUAACACAGCUCAGCCGACAGCUACACAACUGGUCUACGACAGCUACCCAACUCCUUACACCAUUUCUACACAGCCACUAUGAUCGCGCUAGACCAGCACAGUUGUGACCGCUGCAUCUUGGCUAAAGACGGGGAGUGUCCGGAACAAAACAGCGUCCACGUGAUUAACUGCUGGCUUCCAAAAGACCCGUUCGCGUGGAGCCCGUGCCACGUGAAGUGGUGGGUGUACGUGAUGUCGCGCCUGUACUCCCUGUCCGUGGCGCUGCCCAUGUUUGAGAUGAACGGACGCGGACUGUGUCUCCUCUCCCUGCCGGGAUUCAUGUACCGGGAACAGACGGGCAAGGGCUACCUGCUCUACUACGAUCUCAGGUAUCGUCUAUGGAAGAAAUUUCACAAGGAAGAAGAGCACUGAGUUUUCCUGACAAGAACAUAGCAAGUAUAGUCACAGCACAUCUAUCCAAAUGACAGAACUCCUAGGGGAUCAUUUCAAUCAGACCUAUCACUUCUUCUUGAGACUAUAAGAUGUGGAGUUGGUUGUUUUCAAAGCCUGUGAUAGACCAUGGAUAGACCAACAAUAGCAUGACGUAAAGUUGCUCCACCUAGCGAUUCUUUCAGUACUGCAUACUACAUAGUACCAAACGAUCAAUUUCAAAUGUCAGUAUAAAGUAAGUGAGGUGUAAGGGUGCGAAACGAAACGAUUCAAUGCAAAAUGCUGAUUAUCUUCCUAAGUGCAAUGAUGAACUGCUGCUAAAGUAAAAAAAAUGUUAUCAUCAUAAACGACAAACUCCAACUGCAGCACAACUUCCGUAUUUAAAAACGUUACAGUAGGUUGGUUCAUGAUAAACAGAUUUAUUUUCUGCCCUUAUUAAUUUAUUGAGAGAAAUUAUAUAUGUGUUGGUGAAACGCUGCUAAUAAAGCCAUACUAUACCUCC